AUGGCUUUCGUUUUGGCUCCACUGUUGCUUGUCUUGCUUUGUCCUUUUCCUCCUCUUGUCCGUGCAGCAGAACAUGAACAUGGAGACGACUACUACAUGGUAGUGGCCGUGAGCUCGCUGAAACCGAAAGCCUCAUCCUACUGCUUGGGACACAGGGUGAUUCCGCCCCCCAACGGCACGUGGAUACCAGUGGAUCUCCCUCACGGCCCCUGCUCGCUAUCGUCGUCGAACGCGGCGGCGCCACCGUCCGUGGCCGAGCUGCUCCGCCGGGACCAGCGCCGCGCCGACGACGUCCAGAGGAGGCUGUUUAUUAGCAAGAAUGGCACCAACGACAGCAAGGAUGAUAAGCCACCGGCGGAUACUGAUGAAUCAGAGCUCAACACCGGGGCCAGAACGCAAGUCGAGAUGGGCACAACGGCGGACACUGAUUCAACGGCGAUGAGCUUUGACCCUGCGGCGACCGUCGGCGGCAGCGGGGCGGCGCCGCUCCGGCCGGGCGUGAUCCAGACGGUGGUGCUGGACACGGCGAGCGACGUGCCGUGGGUGCAGUGCGUGCCGUGCCCCGUGCCGCCGUGCCACCCCCAGACGGACACCUUCUACGACCCGACCAAGUCGCCCACGUACGCCGCCUUCUCCUGCGGCUCCCCCUCCUGCCGGCAGCUCGGCCCCUACGCCAACGGCUGCGUGAACAACCAGUGCCAGUACCGGGUCACCUACCCCGUCGACGGGUCGUCGACGUCGGGCACGUACAGCUCCGACCUGCUCACGCUCAACCCCAACACCAGGAUCAACAACUUCAAGUUCGGGUGCAGCCACGUCGACCAGGGCAACUUCGACAACACCACCGCCGGGAUCAUGGCGCUCGGCGGCGGCCCGGAGUCGCUGGCGUCCCAGACCGCGUCCACCUACGGCCGCGCCUUCUCCUACUGCAUCCCGCCGUCGGCGAGCUACUUCGGCUUCUUCGUCCUCGGAAUGCCGCGGGCCGCGUCGUCGUCGAGGUACGUGGUAACGCCCAUGCUCAGGGACAAGCGGGCGCCGGCGACAUUCUACCGCGUGCAGCUCCGGGCCAUCACCGUCGGCGGGCAGCGACUGAGCGUGCCGGCCACGGUCUUCGCCUCCGGCACGGUGCUGGACUCCCGCACGUCCAUCACGCGCCUGCCGCCGACGGCGUACCAGGCGCUGCGCGACUCGUUCAGGAGGAGCAUGAGCAUGUACCGCGCGGCUGCACCUAAAGGCAGCCUCGACACCUGCUACGACUUCACCGGCGUCCGCAGCGUGAAGCUGCCCAAGGUCGCGCUGGUGUUCGACGGGGACGCCACCGUGCAGCUGGACCCGUCGGGCGUCCUCUUCCACGACUGCCUCGCCUUCACCUCCAACAUGGAUGACCGCAUGCCGGGGAUCCUCGGCAACGUGCAGCAGCAGACCAUCGAGGUGCUAUACAACGUCGGCGGAGGGUCAGUCGGAUUCCGCCGCAACGCCUGCUGA
Messenger RNA from Miscanthus lutarioriparius, 1485 nucleotides. NCBI's taxonomy places the organism in Eukaryota, Viridiplantae, Streptophyta, Magnoliopsida, Poales, Poaceae. The record is from the annotation of a GenBank genome assembly.